Molecule: messenger RNA, 2837 nt
Organism: Biomphalaria glabrata
Lineage: Eukaryota; Metazoa; Mollusca; Gastropoda; Planorbidae
Product: E3 ubiquitin-protein ligase rnf168-like
Exons: 8
Coding region: 1368-2192 (274 amino acids)
Biological process (GO): double-strand break repair
Cellular component (GO): site of double-strand break; nucleus
Molecular function (GO): nucleosome binding; ubiquitin-protein transferase activity
Source: RefSeq, a predicted model, not a curated record
GUUUUGCAGACAGAGUCUUUAGCAUUGAAAAACCAAUUAACUAAUUCUGUUCAAGAAUGUCAAGUUCUUUCAACACAACUGAAUGAAAAAAAUGUGAAAUAUUUAGAAAUGAAGUCAACCAUCUCAAGAUUGGAUGAAGAAGUUACAUAUUUAGAAAAUACAAAAGCUAGCCUGGAAAUGGAGAGGGAUAGCAUCUCUUCCAGUAUGAUAGAGGAGCGAGAAAAGUUUCAUAACGAAUGUUCAGUACUGACAUCUUCAAUCUUAGAAUUACAGACCACAGUAACAAACUAUGAAGGCAAGAACAAUGUCUUGAAUAAAACUGUACUAGAACUGCAAUCUAAAAAUGCUCAUUUAGAAAAUGAUAUGAAUAUCAUUUCUUCCCAGCUAGAUGCUGAGAGAGUCAAGUCAGCAAAAAAGAAUUUUGAGCUUAAGUCGACCAUAUCUGCAUUGCAAGAAGAAUCUCAGUCAGAAAAAGACCAAUUGAAAAUGACCAUAUCUGCAUUGCAAGAAGAAUUUCAGGCAGAGAAAGACCUAUUGAAAAUGACCAUAUCUGCAUUUCAAGAAGAAUUUCAGGUAGAGAAAGACCAGUUGAAAAUGACCAUAUCUGCAUUACAAGAAGAAUCUCAGGCAGAGAAAGACCAGUUGAAAGCUGCCGUAUCAGAAUUACAGAACGACACCAUAGAAUUCAAAGAGAAAUUAGAUUACACUAAGCAAGAGUGUCAAACUGUUUUGUCUCAACUGCAUAAAGAAAGGGAGUCUCUAAACUCAUACAAAUUAGAAAACUCACAGAACUAUUUUGAAUAAAGAGAAAGAAGUAGCAGAUUUGAAAGCUGAAAUUAGAAAUCUAGCUAAUACUUUAGUGGAAUCAGAAUACAUUAGAAACGACCUUGAGAAAGGCUUAGCUGAUGAAAGGGAACAAUUCAAGAAAGAAUGCUCCGUUUUGAACUCAUCAGUAGCAGAACUGACGCAGAAGCUUGAGCACUGUGAGAAUGAGAGAAGUAACUUGAAUCAAACAAUACAGGAGCUCAAGACUAUGAUUGUCCAUUUGGAAAACGACAAGGAGGCUUUGUCAUCACAGCUGGAAGAAAACUGGAAACUAAUUAAAAAAAUAGAGCCUUUCAGAGAUGUCUUGGAUAAUUUUCAAAUGGAAAAAAAAUUCUUGUUGGAAACAGACAAAUAUACAAGUGAGCAAAUGGAAAGAUAGACCAAAGAAGCCAUUAAAAACAUGGGUCAUCAAAACCAUCGCCAGAAAGUCAAAUAUGUGGAGACUUUGAAAAAGAUUGCUCCGGUGGUUGCUACUACACAAUGCGACUCUUCCAAAAUGACAGACACCUGGCGAACCAAGAAUUCCUUUUAAAGGAAAAAAAAUGCUGUCUGAAUCUGAGUGCAUGUGCCCAGUAUGCAUUAGCUUACUCAUCCAGCCUGUAACAUUUCCCUGCAAUCACUCACUGAGUUUAAAAUGUUACAAGGAAACAGUGGAAAAAGCCAACCUCUCAUGUCCAGUCUGCAGGAAGCGCAUUUCAGUCUGGGCCAGAAAAGCUGCCAAGGAAAAUAAAUUGAUAAACAUGGAAAUGUGGAAAGACAUCCAAGAGGCCUUCCCUGAAAAAGUGAGGCGCAGGCUGGAAGCCAGUGAAGAAAGCAACAGUGAAGAUGAAGAAGAUGAUUUUGAAGCCCAGGAAAGAAGACAAAUUUCCUGUCCUGGAGAAAUCAGACAAGAAUAUGAAGCUGCUAUUCAGCAGAUUCAGCAAAAAAAGGACGAACAGGCAAAGAAAGAGGAGGAGGCCAGUAAAGUACUGUUUGAAGCUCUGCAACAGGAAGAAUUUUUGUCAGAGAAAGUGGAAAUAGAAGAGAAAGCACUGAUGCUUGAAAAGAAAAAGUCUAAAAAAAAUAGCCUCUUUCUGAAUCCAGUUGUCAGAUUAAAGAAGUGUUUAAAAGCAGAGGAUAUAGUGUUGAGUUGGAGAGCUAACAACUGUCUUCCUGACACUGAAACUUUCCAUGACUCUUCACAACUCACAGAAAACAGAUCAGCUAUACCUGCUGGCAAUAGUUCAGAAAAGAAUGAUGACCUUAGGUUUGCAACAAAAUUGCAAGAAUUUUUAGACUUAAUGGAUAAAAAAAGAAUAGUUGUGGGUAGGUCAAAAGGAUCCAGAAAUGAAUAUACUUUGCGUAGAAAGCAUAAAUGUGAUGAGUGACUGUUACAUUGUGUUGUUGAUUGUUAUAUGUUGGGUUGAGUUUUUUUUUUAUGUUUUAGUAAUGUUUUUGUUGUUGGCUACUUUCUUUUUGAUACUGUCACAUGACCCAUAACAGUCUGACCUUUUGCACUUACCUAAACUAUUGAAUGACAUCGUCAUACAAAAUAACAAUUUAAAAGAAAGAAUAAUUAUAAGUUAUGUUAUUUAUCAGCCUCUAGGCAUCAAUUUAUUGUUUAUGUCCAGAAUGUACAGAAUGCUGUGUAAACAUAUGAUGUUAUUCUAAACACAGACUUAUUGUUCUUGAGUUGUUGAUUCCAAGUGCUUCCUAUUCUAUCUAGAUCACAUGUUUUUGAAUUAUAUUGGUGUAUAUAUAUAUAAAUAUACAUUACAAUUUAUUGAUGAUUCUAUUUAUCCAUCAUUUGAAACCUUUCAUUUACUUUUUUUUACUGCUAAUUAACAAACAAAAUUUCUAAAUUUACAUGUAUGAUCUUUGCAUAGUCUAUGCCAAACAUUUACCCUGUAUUGUCAUGUUAUAUUUGAUAUUUUCAUGUAUUAAUUUACUGCCAAAGCCUUAAAGAGAAAUACAUUCAUUAAUCUCUGAAGGUAAAUUUAGCAUUAUUUGCUAAAACUUAGCAAUAAAACACU